This is a messenger RNA of Cercospora beticola, 2801 nucleotides long. It is a transcript of the gene SUP35, whose product is annotated as translation termination factor GTPase eRF3. Gene Ontology annotation, biological process: nuclear-transcribed mRNA catabolic process, deadenylation-dependent decay; translation; translational termination. Gene Ontology annotation, molecular function: GTPase activity; translation release factor activity; GTP binding. The record is from RefSeq and is a predicted model, not a curated record. Gene Ontology annotation, cellular component: translation release factor complex. Lineage: Eukaryota; Fungi; Ascomycota; Dothideomycetes; Mycosphaerellales; Mycosphaerellaceae.
AGAACUCGUGCACCGCCACUUCCAGCCACAGACGUCCCACGGCGAAGCACAUUUGUGGGAGCCCCGCCGUCAGAAUUCUUGUCUCGUCACACAAGCACCACCACCACCUCUACUGUACCUACUUCACUUGCACUGCGCUUUCCCUCAAGCAUUGCUUCGAGACGAUCGACUCCCUUCCAUUGCGCAUCACACGCCCCGCGCCCCCGACGCCUCCCAUCAUGGCCAACCCACCAGCCGACUCGUGGGAGGACAGCAUGCAGGACGACGACCUUGCCCAACAGACCCAGCAGAACCUGAAUCUCGGCCAAGGACAAUCGGCACGUGGAGCCAACACCUUUGUUCCAGGCGCCGCGAGCUUCACCCCAGGCGCGCAGUCAUUUCAGCCUGGGCAGCAAUAUCAGCAGUACGGUUACGGGCAGAACUAUGGCGGCUACCCGCAGUACGGCGGCCAGCAGGGCUAUGGCCAGCAGUACCAGCAAUAUGGCUACGGCGGCCAACAGAACUUCCAGCAGUACGGCCAGGGCUACCAACAAUACCAACAGCCGCAAGGACAGCAGGCUUAUGUUCCACCUCAACAACGGCAAGCUCCCAUGAUCGCAAAGCGUGGCGAAGCUCUUCCUUCUGGAGGCCAGCAGCCUGCCGCCGCAAAGCCUGCAGCAGCGAAGCCUGCAAAUGGCACAGCGCCAGUCAAGACCCUAUCACUGAGUGCCGCAGACACAGGAGCAGCAGCUCCCAAGGUGGAGAAAGCAGCUGGUGGCGCCAAAGUGCUAUCGCUGGGCACACCAGCCGCAGCACCAGCUGCCGCUGAGAAGCCCGCACCAAAGGAGGCCCCGGCCAAGGCAGCUCCAGAAGCCGGCAACAAGGUGGCAGCAGCCAAAGCCGUCGAAAAGACUGGCGAAGCUGCACCAAGCAGCGGCAACACAUCCCCUGUGGCGUCGGGGCGCUCUUCGCCCUCCCGCGCUGAGACAAAGGCAGAAGCCCGAAGAGUAGAGUUGGCAGCUGAGGAGCAGGCUAAAGAAGUUGACGAGGCUGAUCUUCGAGAAAUGUAUGGCAAAGAGCACGUGAACGUAAUUUUCCUGGGACACGUUGAUGCCGGCAAAAGCACACUCGGCGGCAGCAUUCUCUACGCUACAGGAAUGGUGGACGAACGGACAAUGGACAAGUACAAAAGAGAUGCAAAGGACAUGGGACGAGAAUCUUGGUACCUGUCGUGGGCACUGGAUCAGACCAAGGAGGAGCGUGCACAGGGAAAAACGGUCGAAGUCGGAAGAGGAUUCUUCGAAACGGAGAAGCGAAGAUACUCGAUCCUCGAUGCACCUGGACACAAGACAUUCGUGCCCAACAUGGUGUCUGGUGCUUCGCAAGCAGACGUGGGUGUGCUGGUUAUCUCCGCGCGAAAGGGCGAGUACGAGACUGGUUUUGAACGAGGUGGCCAAACCCGAGAGCACGCUGUGCUGGCCAAGACACAAGGUAUCAACAAGCUGGUCAUCGCUGUCAACAAGAUGGACGAUGUCACCGUGCAAUGGUCUGAGGAGCGAUUCAAGGAGUGCAUUACCAAGCUCACCACAUUCUUGAAGGGCUUGGGCUACAACCCAAAGACAGACCUGACCUUCUUGCCAGUGUCCGCGCAGACUACAGUUGGUAUCAAGGAUCGAGUUCCGAAGGAUGUUGCGCCUUGGAACGACCAGCCUUCGCUCCUCGAAUUCUUGGAUAACAUGCAGAGCUUGGAGCGUAAGCUUACAGCGCCUUUCAUGAUGCCUAUCGCCGCCAAGUACCGAGACUUGGGAACCAUGAUCGAAGGCAAGAUUGAAGCAGGAAUUCUCAAGAAGGAGAACAAAUACUUGAUGAUGCCAAACCGAGCCGAGAUCCAGAUCAGCGCACUCUAUGGUGAAACCGAGGAUGAAAUUCCGCAUGCGACAAGUGGUGACCAAGUACGACUCCGAAUCAAGGGCGUGGAAGAAGAAGACAUUGCACCAGGCUUCGUGCUCUGUUCACCGAAGCGUCCCGUGCAUUGCGUCAACCAAUUUGAGGCGCAGAUCAGAUUGCUCGAGUUGAAGUCCAUCAUUUCGGCCGGAUUCAACUGUGUCUUGCACGUGCACUCUGCAACAGAAGAAGUCACAUUCGCCGCGCUCCUGCACAAGCUUGAACCAAAGACCAAUCGCAAGUCGAAGAAGCCUCCAGGAUUUGCAAAGCAAGGCAUGAACAUCAUUGCCCGAUUGCAAGUCACUGGAGGCGCUGGCAGUGUUUGCGUAGAGCGCUUUGAAGACUACCCACAACUGGGCAGAUUCACGCUCAGAGAUCAGGGUAACACUAUUGCCAUUGGCAAGAUCACAAAAUUGAUUACCGAUGCACAAGAGGCUGCGGAAGGAGCUAUUGCUUAAGUGGGUUUUCGUUGUUUCUAUUCCAGAAGGAUGUAGCGAAUGCAUCGGGGCGGCAUCACGAGUUAUAGAGUUGGCGACUGCGAAAGACGCCAUAACGAUAUUGAUGAUUGGCGACGGGAACAUGUAGUGUAGAGCAGUUGGUAGCCUCCAAGAAAGAUCACGCUCUGCGCAUGUGUUGUAGUCGUUGAACAUCUACCAGUCUAUUCCUGUCAUUCUGUGACGUCUCUGUACCUGUGGACGACGCUUCUUACAAAGCGACGCAUGCAGACAUGCUUGAACUGCUUCUUCCUAGCGAUGUAGGGUGUGGCAGGAACGCUAGCCACUUCUCACCUCAAACAAAAUGGCAGCCAUGUCGGCAUAAAUUAGAUGUGAGUCGACAUCCUCCGCCUUUCACAGCUUGCUCAACACAGCAUCUGCACC